This is a messenger RNA of Loxodonta africana (African savanna elephant), 1431 nucleotides long. It is a transcript of the gene GDF10, whose product is annotated as growth differentiation factor 10. NCBI's taxonomy places the organism in Eukaryota, Metazoa, Chordata, Mammalia, Proboscidea, Elephantidae. Bases 1 to 1431 code for a protein of 476 amino acids. Gene Ontology annotation, biological process: positive regulation of osteoblast differentiation; osteoblast differentiation. The transcript has 3 exons. The record is from RefSeq and is a predicted model, not a curated record. Gene Ontology annotation, cellular component: extracellular region. Gene Ontology annotation, molecular function: growth factor activity; cytokine activity.
AUGGCCAGUGGCCCCGCUUGGACCAGCUCGGGCCGGGGACCCCAACUGCUUCUGUUGCUGCCGCUGCUUCUGCUGCUGCUGUGGGACGCGGGUGGCAGCCACAGGGCCACCGCCUGGCCCGCGCCUCAGUCCUCCGCCGACGGCCUGGUAGAGGACAAGGACCCCCAGCGGUCUCCGGGGGACGCGGCCACAGCGCUGGGCCCCGGCGCCCAGGACAUGGUCGCUGUCCACAUGUUCAGGCUCUAUGAGAAGUACAGCCGGCGGGGAGCCCGGCCCGGAGGGGGCAACACAGUCCGCAGCUUCCGGGCACGGCUGGAAGUGGUUGACCAGAAGGCCUUGUAUUUCUUCAACUUGACUUCCAUGCAAGAUUCAGAAAUGAUCCUUGCAGCCACAUUCCACUUCUACUCUGAGCCUUGGUGGCCCUGGGCCCGGGAGGCACUGUGCAAGCGGUCAAAGAAUGCUUCCUGCCGCCUGUUCUCCACAGGCCUACCCGCUCGCCACCACCUGCUCUUCCACAGCCUCUCACAGAACACGGCCACCCAGGGGCUGCUCCGGGGGGCCAUGGCCCUGGCCCCCCCACCACGGGGCCUGUGGCAGACCAAGGACAUCUCCCCCAUUGUUAAGGCGGCCCGCCGGGAUGGUGAGCUGCUGCUCUCAGCCCAGCUGGAAGCUGCGAAGAAGGAACCAGGGGUGCGUAGACCCAGUCCCCAUGCACCCUACAUUCUCAUCUACGCCAAUGACCUGGCCAUCUCGGAGCCCAACAGCGUGGCAGUGACGCUGCAGAGAUACGACCCCUUCCCGGCUGGAGACCCUGAGCCCGGCGCAGCCCCCAACAGCUCCGCCGACCCCCGAGUGCGCCGGGCCACCCAGGCCAGCGGCCCUCUCCAGGACAACGAGCUGCCAGGGCUGGACGAGCGGCGAGUGCCUGCCCACGGCGCCCAGCACCACCACGAGUACGAGCUCUGGCCCAGCCCCUUCCAGGCGCUGAAGACCCGGCCUGCGCGCAAGGAGCGCAGGAGAAAGGGCCAGGACCUGUUCGUGGCCUCCUCGCAGGUGCUGAACUUCGACGAGAAGACCAUGCAGAAAGCGCGGAGGAAGCAGUGGAACGAGCCGCGAAUCUGCUCGCGGAGGUACCUGAAGGUGGACUUCGCGGACAUCGGGUGGAAUGAAUGGAUCAUCUCCCCCAAGUCCUUCGACGCCUACUACUGCGCGGGAGCCUGUGAGUUCCCCAUGCCCAAGAUCGUCCGCCCGUCCAACCAUGCCACCAUCCAGAGCAUUGUGAGGGCUGUGGGCAUCGUCCCAGGCAUCCCGGAGCCCUGCUGCAUUCCCGAUAAGAUGAACUCCCUUGGGGUCCUUUUCCUGGAUGAGAACCAGAACGUGGUUCUGAAGGUGUACCCCAACAUGUCCGUGGAGACCUGUGCCUGCCGGUAA